AUGGGAUCAAGGCAGCGCUUGAGGCACCUGAGACUGGGUGGCUGCCUCCUCGGGCUUUCCGAGCCUACUCAUCGGCCUUCAAGUUCUGGUUCUCAUCAGUACCCUCCACACUUCUCCACACUAAACUUGGAUGCUCUUGGUCAACAGGAAGACGGUGGUAAUACAGUGGGGGGAUCUUCUACAGAAUUUCAGAUUGGGCAAUCAUUCCAGAGUAAAGAUGAAGCUGUGCUGAGUGUCAAGGACUAUAGCAUCCGGCGAGGUGUUGAGUACAGAGUCAUUGAAUCGGAUCAUUUGAAGUAUCAUGGAAAAUGCAAGGAAUUCGGCAAGGGUUGUAGUUGGUUGAUUCGUGUCGCGCUUCGUGCACGAAAGGGCACUUGGGAGGUUAGGAGGUACAACGGGCCACACACAUGCUUGGCAACUUCUAUUUCAAGUGAUCACCGUCAGCUGGAUUACCACGUUAUCUGUGCGAGGAUUCUUCCUAUGGUUAGGGCAGAUGCUGCGGUAACGGUAAAGGUACUUCAACAAGCGACAGAAGCCGAUUACGGUUUUAGGCCUAGUUACAGGAAGGUUUGGAUGGCUAAGCAGAAGGCAGUGGCACAAAUAUAUGGAGAUUGGGAGGAGUCUUACGCGGAGUUGUCACGUUGGAUGCUAGGGGUCCAGGCGACAAUGCCGGGAACAAUCACGGUGCUGAAGACGUCUCCUGUUCGGAUUGGUGGUGGGGUUGAUGAGUCGACGGUGUACUUUCACCGGCUUUUCUGGACAUUUCCACCCUGUAUCGAGGCAUUCCGGCAUUGCAAGCCCCUCGUCAGUAUUGAUGGUACCCACUUAUAUGGGAAGUAUGGAGGGACGCUGCUGUUGGCGAUUGCUCAGGACGGGAACUCGAACAUCCUCCCGAUAGCCUUUGCCCUUGUGGAGGGAGAAAAUGCAGAGUCAUGGCAUAGUGGGAUCAAGGCAGCGCUUGAGGCACCUGAGACUGGGUGGCUACCUCCUCGGGCUUUCCGGGCCUACUGUAUUAGGCAUGUGGCAGCGAAUUUCGCCCUAACGUUCAAAGGUAAGGACUCAAGGAGGAUGUUGGUGAAUGCUGCGUACGCAAAGACUGAGGCUGAGUUUUACUACUGGUUUGACAUCAUGCGGACUGAGAAUCCAGCAAUGUGUGACUGGGCCAACCGGAUGGAGUAUGAUAAAUGGACCCAACAUGAGGAUGGUGGUCGACGGUUCGGGCACAUGACCACAAACAUCAGUGAAUGUGUGAACUCCGUGCUAAAGGGAACUCGCAACCUGCCGGUCACAUCUUUGGUUAAGUCAACCUACGGGAGGCUUGCUCAGCUAUUUGUGGUACGGGGACAGACAGCAGAGGCACAACUCGGAUCUGGGCAUGAAUUCUGUCAGGCAUUGGUCAAGGCUAUUGAUCGGAACCUAAGAGACUCUAGGUGCUUCACUGUGACAUUAUACGACAGGCAUCAGUCCGAGUACACCGUCGCGGAGACAACACCAACCGGGAGCUUCUCGCUGGGUAGCUAUAGAGUUUCCCUUAAAGAUCACCGAUGCGACUGUGGCCACUUUCAGGCGCUGCAUUAUCCUUGUUGCCACGCCAUUGCGUGUUGCGCCUACUCCCGGCUUAACUGGGCGUCAUAUGUUCACGAGGUGUAUCGUAUGAGUGAGGUGUUCAACGUUUACAAGCAGGGGUUUCUCCCACCUAUCCCUGAAGGACUAUGGCCUCCAUAUGCUAGGCCUACCAUCAUUCCUGACCCCAAUAUGUGGCGUGCAAAGGAAGGUCGUCCAAAGGCCACCAGGAUCCGUGGAAGUAUGGAUCAGUCUCAGUCGAACCAGCCGAAGCGUUGUGGGCUAUGCCGUCAGCCUGGGCAUACGCGGAGGAACUGUCACCAGCGAAAACAAAGUGGUAGAGGGGAUGCGUAG
Molecule: messenger RNA, 1917 nt
Organism: Arachis ipaensis
Lineage: Eukaryota; Viridiplantae; Streptophyta; Magnoliopsida; Fabales; Fabaceae
Source: RefSeq, a predicted model, not a curated record